GCACUUUUUUUUUCACUCGGUAGGAAUAAAGAACUCACGGAAUGUUGUUCCUGUUCCUGUAUGCCUGUGUUCUUCUCUGUUCAUUGUAUGCAUUUCUGAGCACACGCAAAUUUGAAUUUGACUUUCCUUUGUCUCUGUGGGUCGUUUCUUGUGCCCUUUGUCUCUGUGGGACGAAUGCUACACGUGCUUGAUAUCCUUUUUCUUGUCCACACUGCAGCGAUUAUAUAUCCUGUUGUGAAGAAACAACAUCAACUGCUUGUUACUCUUCUUCUAUGCAAUGCGGCAGCCAUGGAGGCGUUACCACUAUUUUUGGAUAAGAUGGUGCAUCCAGUAAUGGCGGUUGUCCUUUCUGUGACAUUUGUACUUCUCUUUGGCGAGGUUAUUCCUCAAGCUGUGUGCUCACACCAUGGACUUGCGAUUGGUGCCAGCAUGAUCUGGCUGGUAAAGCUACUAAUGAUGGUCUGCUAUGUAGUGGCGUACCCUCUUGGCAAGGUGCUUGACUGGAUGCUUGGUGAUGGGACGUCUGCUCUUUUUAGGCGAGCUCAGUUAAAAGCACUAGUAUCAAUUCAUUCUCGAGAGGCUGGCAAAGGAGGGGAGCUCACUCAUGAUGAAACAACAAUUAUCAGUGGAGCACUUGACCUGACUGGAAAGAUUGCAAAGGAGGCAAUGACACCGAUCGAGUCAAUGUUUUCACUGGACGUCAAUUCUCGGCUUGACAGGGAUGUUAUGAACCAAAUUUUGCGAAGAGGACACAGUCGCAUCCCUGUUUAUUCGGGGUCUCCAAAGAACAUCAUUGGUUUGCUUCUGAUAAAGAAUCUCUUGCUGAUCAAUUUGGAUGAAGGAGUUCCCGUGAGCGCUGUUGCUAUAAGGAGAAUGCCGAGGGUUUACGAGGAUGUUCCACUCUAUGACAUGCUCAACGAGUUCCAAAAAGGUGGGAGUCAUAUGGCUGUCGUCGUGAGCAAGAAGCCAAUGCGAUCGAUUGUGGAUGCUAACAUUGGAGAGCGAAUGAGAGAAGCUAAGGAGGUGUCACUGACACCCAAGGGUGAGAAGAAGGAGGGGUCACAGACAUGGAAUAAACUCAUGGAAUUGAAAAGGCCAGCAUCCGAAACGAAGGAAAGAAAAUGGGUGGUGGAUUCAUGGGAAGAUAACGAAGAAGUGGUUGGCAUCAUCACUCUCGAAGAUGUGAUUGAAGAACUCUUGCAGGAGGAAAUUGUUGACGAGACGGAUGAAUAUGUUGAUGUCCACAGAAAGAUUCGUGUCUCAAUGAUGGCAGCUAUUGACAAAAGUCCUGAGCUGGUGGAAGACGACGGCCAGGAAAAGCUGAAUAGACAAGAAUCGAGCAGUUCUGCCACCUCUAGCCUAGCAGUUUCGACCUCUGCACAGCUAUGACCCCUACUUGACAGACCUACAGAUCGAACCCCUACAUCUACACAGACCUACGACAGACAAACAAUCAACUAACGAAACACAG
Molecule: messenger RNA, 1471 nt
Organism: Chara braunii
Lineage: Eukaryota; Viridiplantae; Streptophyta; Charophyceae; Charales; Characeae
Source: the annotation of a GenBank genome assembly